Messenger RNA from Paramisgurnus dabryanus, 568 nucleotides. Its product is annotated as histone H2A-like. Lineage: Eukaryota; Metazoa; Chordata; Actinopteri; Cypriniformes; Cobitidae. Gene Ontology annotation, molecular function: protein heterodimerization activity; DNA binding; structural constituent of chromatin. Gene Ontology annotation, cellular component: nucleosome. The record is from RefSeq and is a predicted model, not a curated record.
AUGAGCGGCAGAGGCAAAACCGGUGGUAAAGCCAGAGCAAAGGCUAAGACUCGUUCAUCUAGAGCCGGACUUCAGUUUCCUGUCGGCCGUGUUCACAGACUUCUUCGCAAGGGUAACUAUGGAGAGCGCGUCGGUGCUGGAGCUCCAGUUUAUCUCGCCGCUGUGCUCGAGUAUCUUACUGCUGAGAUCCUGGAGUUGGCCGGAAACGCCGCUCGUGACAACAAGAAGACUCGCAUCAUUCCCCGCCAUUUACAGCUGGCAGUGCGUAACGACGAGGAGUUGAACAAACUCUUGGGUCGCGUGACCAUCGCUCAGGGCGGUGUGUUGCCCAACAUUCAGGCUGUGUUGCUGCCAAAAAAGACCGAGAAGCCCGCUAAGGCAAAGUAAACCUAGUUUGACCAAGAAUGAAACAAAGGCUCUUUUAAGAGCCACCCACUUUAACUAUAAAAAGAGUGAAACCCGUUUUAUUGUAUAGAUUAUGCAUGUGUGUUAUAACGUUAAAGCAUUUGCAAAGCGAGAUGCUUUAAGAAAUAUCCAUGCUUGAGUUGAUUUAAGCAGGGGUUUUCAA